UUGAAUCGGGGCGGGAGCGGCCGGCCGCGGUGCGCGGAGCGGAAGGUGGCUGGCGGCGGCGGUAGUGGUAGUAGUAGUAACAGUAACUGUUUUUCGUCAUGGACUUCGAUGCGACAGUCCAGGAGGGGCUGCGGCGCAGCAACGCCCGCUUCGUGGCAUCUAUGACCCGCAUCAUUGAGCAAUACAAUCGUCCGUUCAAAGAUGACGUACUGAUUUCCAUAGCUUCUCUGACGUAUGAUACCUCUGAUGGACCUAAACAAUGGGAUAAAGUAUCAAGAAAGGACGUUAAAACCUGGAAGAAAAAAAUAUUAAAGUGUAAUAGACGAAGUCCAAGGCACACAGACAAGAAGAGCUGUGAUUUUCAAGAUGAACACUCAACAGUGGUGGACCAGGAAUCUUCUGAGAACCCUUGUGCGGUUACAUCUGAUACAGGUGAAGAAAGUGGUGACAUAGCCUCAGUAGGAAGAAAAUUUGAAGGAAUUCACCUCAAGAAUCUGAAUGUAGAUGAUGGACAAACCCUAAAGAAAAAGAGAGUUCCAGUGGAUGUGAUAGUACAAGGUGAUGAGAGAAAUAUUCCCAAGUGGAUAACGAUAACAACUCCAAGUUCAUCAAAAAGUCGUCGUUCAACUUUGCCAGGGCAAGAACUGCUUGGUGAAGAAAGUGGUGACAUAGCCUCAGUAGGAAGAAAAUUUGAAGGAAUUCACCUCAAGAAUCUGAAUGUAGAUGAUGGACAAACCCUAAAGAAAAAGAGAGUUCCAGUGGAUGUGAUAGUACAAGGUGAUGAGAGAAAUAUUCCCAAGUGGAUAACGAUAACAACUCCAAGUUCAUCAAAAAGUCGUCGUUCAACUUUGCCAGGGCAAGAACUGCUUGGUACAAUUAAGUCUCUUGUCUGUUGGUCAAAUGUAUUUGUUUAAAAAUGUGGAUUUCUUAAAAUUCAUUAGAAAAAAUAUUUCGCUUUUGGGGCGGGUUUGGCUCUGUAUCCCCAUAUAACUACUCAAUUGCAAUAAUUUGUGGCCAUAGAUUUAUGACUGGCUUUUUAAUGUUUAUAACUGAUAUUGUUCAACAUUUUUGAUUCGUGAGCAAAUGAAAGCUUCCAGUGUUUGUCUUAGAUUAAGCUCUAGCUAAACAGUCGCCAGCAGGUAAUUGCUGAAAGGGAAGUUGCAGUAGAGUAUGGUUAGCUUGGGGUUUAAGUCCUCUGGUAUUAAAUUAGCUUGUUUGCCUACAUGGCUGCCUCUAAGGCUGGCGAUUACUUUUCUGUUGAGGGAAAUGUGUCCUGCUGUCUUUUGGGAGGAUAAAUUCA
Molecule: messenger RNA, 1300 nt
Organism: Motacilla alba alba
Lineage: Eukaryota; Metazoa; Chordata; Aves; Passeriformes; Motacillidae
Gene: HJURP
Product: Holliday junction recognition protein
Exons: 12
Coding region: 99-914 (271 amino acids)
Biological process (GO): CENP-A containing chromatin assembly
Cellular component (GO): chromosome, centromeric region
Molecular function (GO): histone binding
Source: RefSeq, a predicted model, not a curated record